Messenger RNA from Metschnikowia bicuspidata var. bicuspidata NRRL YB-4993, 1212 nucleotides. RefSeq names its product glucose-induced degradation complex subunit. Gene Ontology annotation, molecular function: protein binding. The coding region runs from base 1 to 1212 and encodes 403 amino acids. Gene Ontology annotation, cellular component: nucleus; cytoplasm. NCBI's taxonomy places the organism in Eukaryota, Fungi, Ascomycota, Pichiomycetes, Serinales, Metschnikowiaceae. The record is from RefSeq and is a predicted model, not a curated record. The transcript has a single exon. Gene Ontology annotation, biological process: proteasome-mediated ubiquitin-dependent protein catabolic process.
AUGCAGCAAGAUACUCCAUGUAAAUCCCAUGGCAUCCCCAAUAGAUACAAUCUGUUCAGAUUUUCUCAAAGCGAACCAGAGAAAAAGGUUGCUAAAAAAACCAGGUUAAAAGAGAAAAUCAAUAACGUAAUCCUUGAAUACUUGGUGCAAGAGGGCUACCAAUCAGCUGCGUUGAAAUUGGCCGAAGAAGCUUCCAUAUCUAAACCAAAUAGCGAAUUGAGCUCCGGAGAAGGCUAUGAACUUCUAGAACUGGAUUACCCACAAAUUCCUUCGGAUGUAUCAAAGGGCUUGUCAAACCCUGGCCAGUCAUUCACAGCCUUUCAAGGAAAGGGGCCCGAGAUAGGUUACGUCAGAGGAUUUUCGUCCAUUGAAAUAAGAAGACAGCUAAAAUUUUUAAUCUUGAGAGGAGAUAUAUCCCAGGCAAUUAGAGUGAUAAGCGCAUGUUAUCCAACAAUAUUGGAUGCAAACAACUUGCUUCUAUUUAAGCUUCUAAGGCUAAAUUUGGUCGAGAUGAUACGCAGCCACAAAAGCACAUCCGACCGCCCCCUGUCGGAAAAUCAUUUAUCAAUUGACGAGGAUUCUGAAAAAAAGUUUUUGAACGAUAUCUUGACCUUCGUGAGGGAAAACUUGCUAAACAAAGUUACCCAUUCUAUGGAUUUAUUGAGGCAGUUGGAGGUGACCAUGAGCUUACUCUGUUUUGAUUUUGAUCACAAGAAACCUUCUAAUCAAAUAACAGAGUUGCCUGAAGAAUUGCGUAAGUUGCUCGAUUUGUCUCACAGAAACGAGUGCUACCGUGCUGUCAAUAAGGUUAUUCUUGAUCUAGAUAGGACGGUCCAAUCCGAUGUUCUGUAUCGUGGGGUCUCCCUUGAAGCCGUUAGUCUCUCGCUGACCCAAGUCGACGGACUUGCACAAAACUAUGAGGAUGUUGACGACCUGGACUCGAGUGAUAUUGAACUAAAUCCCGGCCUUGAUGUGGUGAGCUCCAUUCAAAGCAUGAUUUCUUCUGUUCCGGAAACGUCUACCCAGGCUGAACCAGUAGUAGCUGCCACGGAUGAAGAUUGCAAAUCGUCUUCUGAAGAAGCAUAUUCGCAUUCUAAGUUAGAAGAAAUAGCCAAGUUGUGGCUUGCUACGGAGCUGAUUCUAUUCCUUGAUAACUUAAUCCCCAAAAAACGCUACUUGCAAGAUAGCACUGGUGGAAACCAACGCCUUUAA